AUGCCACCGCUCAUCCAGGCGAUACCGCAUGCUUGCACCAGAGCCUCAUGCGUCUCUGGAAGGAGGCUCUUUUUUCAUUCUGUUUAUUCGUUUGCAUCAUAUGCUAAAUCCUCUGCCAAGUCUUCGGGCAAGCUCAAGAUGGUUUCGAGCGAAGAAAAGGCAUAUAAGUUUGGAAGCGGUCCAGCUCUCAAGAACUUCGACAAAGAAGAACUUCGGGGCCUAUCUGGGCUCUACGAGCGCGUGCAUGAGUUUUACGAACUCAAGUUACUUCCCGAAGUGAGGUCAGCAAUGAUAGAAGAGCUGAAAGAAAAUACCGUUCUCAAGUCCCAGAACUACAUGAGUCCUAACAGGAAAAAACUGUCCGAGUCUGAGCUGAGUGGCCUUGUGAUACGGCCUACUAACAUCCAAAAAGCUGCUAUCAAAAUUAUAAAUGGUACACCAAGAACCCCCAAGCUUCUCAACCCUUACAUUCUAGCAGGAGAAACGGGAUCAGGGAAAACAUGGGCCUACUUGGCACCACUUUUGCACAGAUUGCGCGAGUUUUAUCUUGCAGAGGGCUUUGAGCAAUCCAAUAAACCUGGGAUACGAAGCGUUAUCUUGCUUCCAACCCACGAACUGGUUGAUCAAGUCUUCAAAACUGUGAAGCAUACCAGGGACACCCUGGGCACAAAAGCAGUGCAAUGGGAUUUGGACUCGAACUUCAGGGAAUUUAUGGACAAUUAUAGACAGGGAAUCGACGUUUUGGUGACUACGCCAGGAAAAUUGGCAUCUUUGGCAAAAUAUGAUGAUGUCCAAAACCUUAGACAGCUGCUAAAAAAUGUCAGCUUUUGUGUGGUAGACGAGGCAGACACACUCAUGGACGAAUCUUUCAUCGAGGAUACCUAUGACCUGCUCAAGAAAAUGAAUGGUCUGCGUCACUUGGUGUUCGUCACGGCUACCAUUUCCUCGUCGCUGAGAAAAGUGGUGAAGUCAUUGUUCCCUGACUUCGUUCCAAUCACCACUCCUUCGCUCCACAAAAUCCCAAAAGCAAUUGAGGUCCGUGUGAUAGACGCUAAACCUAAACCAUACAACGGAUCACGACUCAAAGCACUCGCUCAAGUUCUUUACGCUAUCCAUUGUGACGGAACAGAGCCGGGUUAUGAAAAGCGAGUUGUCGUGUUUGUUAACGAGAAAAAACAGGCUCCGGUUUUAGCUCAGCAGCUCAGAGAGAAAUACAAACAUGAUGUAGAGAGCUUGACAUCAGACGAUACACCCGAGAACAGAAGACGGAUUCUGGAGCCUUUCAUCAGUCCACCCCAGCCCUUGAAGGAUCCUUCGAAGCCAACACUCAAGGUGCUUAUAUGCACAGACCUGAUGUCCAGGGGUAUUAAUUUCCGCGGUGUGCGGAACGUGGUACUGUACAAUAUUCCAAACAUGACCUCGGACUUGGUCCAUAGAAUGGGACGGACAGGAAGAAUGAACCAGUCGGGAAGAGCAUUUUUGAUUUUGGAAGAUAAAAGCGCUCCUAACACCAAGGGACUUGCAAAGGUGUUGCGUAAUAACAGACGUUUGGCAUGA
Ogataea haglerorum is the source of this 1557-nucleotide messenger RNA. RefSeq lists its product as uncharacterized. Gene Ontology annotation, molecular function: ATP binding; nucleic acid binding. The transcript has a single exon. Bases 1 to 1557 code for a protein of 518 amino acids. Gene Ontology annotation, cellular component: nucleolus. Gene Ontology annotation, biological process: maturation of LSU-rRNA from tricistronic rRNA transcript (SSU-rRNA, 5.8S rRNA, LSU-rRNA). The record is from RefSeq and is a predicted model, not a curated record. NCBI's taxonomy places the organism in Eukaryota, Fungi, Ascomycota, Pichiomycetes, Pichiales, Pichiaceae.